Molecule: messenger RNA, 923 nt
Organism: Pistacia vera
Lineage: Eukaryota; Viridiplantae; Streptophyta; Magnoliopsida; Sapindales; Anacardiaceae
Product: NAC domain-containing protein 41-like
Exons: 3
Coding region: 99-923 (274 amino acids)
Biological process (GO): regulation of DNA-templated transcription
Molecular function (GO): DNA binding
Source: RefSeq, a predicted model, not a curated record
CUUUGUCUUUACAGUAGUUGCUGAGUGUGAACGCUCCUAAAAUCUCCUUUGAAGCCUUAAGAUUAAGAUUUUGUCUGCGGAACAAAGAGUGAGUGACGAUGAUGAUGCCAACUGGGUUCAGAUUCAAUCCCACCGAUGAAGAGCUUAUCGAAAUCCUUGAAAGAAAAGUUUCUGGCCAAGAAAUGCCUCUCCAUGACCAUUUCAUUGUGGAAAGAAAUGUGUAUGAGCUCGAUCCAAGAGAUCUUCAAUGGGAUCACACGAUGGUGUUGCUUAACAACGAGAGAUAUUGCUACUAUAUGAGGGAGAACGAUUCUCGAGAAGUAUCAGGUCGAGGAUGGUGGAGAGCUACUGGUCAUGUUAAGAAAAUUUAUGCUAAUAACAAAUAUGUAAUUGGUUAUAAGAGACCUCUUACAUUUAUCAGGUUUAGCGAUAAUGAAAGAAAGCGUAAAAAUGCUCUCAAGACAAACUGGAUUAUGCACGAAUAUAGCCUUGACUCCAACAUAACGGAAUGGAGAAUUUGUAAGAUCAAAUAUAAGGGAAAACUAAGUAUACAAGAAGAGCUAAAGAGUAAUGGAAAAGGUUACAAAUUAAAGAGCAAGAUUGAUUUUGGGUGUGAUGAAGAACAACAGCAGCAACCAGAACCAUUAGAGCUCGACAUUUUGUAUGAACCUUAUAAUUCUGAAGUGAGUAGUUCUAUGGACAUGCAACUUGAUUUUGUUGGUGAGCCUUAUUUUAGGCAAAAUAUGCAAAUGGAAGUGGCGAUUGAUGAGCAACAACACCACCCAAAUAAUACUUCAUAUGAUCCAAUCCUCACGCAUUUUAAUAGUACAAACAAUUACUUCGGGGAACAACUUGAGCAACCGGCCGAUGAUUCCUCAGAGGAACUAUUUCAUAGUCUUUGGUCUUGGCAGAGUAGUAGCUAG